GAGAGCGCGCUUCGGAAGGCACCAGUCCUCCAGAGACGUCCAGGACGCUGUCUUCGCUGCUGAAAUGGCUUUCACCAUGCUGUUCCUGGUGGCUGCGGUGCUGAAUACAGUUCUUGCAGCACCACAGUUUAAUCCGAGAGAUGCCACCAUCAUCGGGCUGGAGAACGAUUUCAAUGGGAUUGAACCAUGGCACUGGAGGUUCGACACGAGCAACGGCAUCCGGCAGGAGCAGUUUGGCACAGAAGGUGACGGCGCGCGCCUGCGGGGCAGCUUCUCGUGGCAGCCGCCGGAUGUUGGAGGCGCCACCUACAGCGUCACCUACGAGGCCGACGAGAACGGCUACCGGCCCAGGGUCUCCUUCGGCACUGGAUCCGUAGCGGUGCGCGCCACACCGCUGCCACGACCGACGGAAUCGCCUUUCCAACAACCUUCUAGCCCCAUUGGAAGUAAUGCUGCUCUCACAUUGGUCGGCUGAGCGAGUGCUCGCACCGUUUACCUUCAAAAUAAUACCAACUCAAACACUGAACAGGCUGUUGGAGCCGUCAAGGGAAAUUGCACCCAUUGUCAGAGAGAUAAGAUGAAAAGUUCUGGCAGCUACAAGACAUUAGAUACCUUAUGCUCCAGAGCAUUAUUUGGACAGUUGCAAAAACAUUGUAAAGAUAACUUCGUAGCUCUACAGAGCAUGUGAAUAAAUUGGAUAUACUUUCUUCCUUA
Schistocerca gregaria is the source of this 714-nucleotide messenger RNA. Its product is annotated as flexible cuticle protein 12-like. The record is from RefSeq and is a predicted model, not a curated record. NCBI's taxonomy places the organism in Eukaryota, Metazoa, Arthropoda, Insecta, Orthoptera, Acrididae. Gene Ontology annotation, molecular function: structural constituent of chitin-based larval cuticle. The transcript has 3 exons. Bases 65 to 475 code for a protein of 136 amino acids. Gene Ontology annotation, cellular component: chitin-based extracellular matrix.